Molecule: messenger RNA, 327 nt
Organism: Rhizoctonia solani
Lineage: Eukaryota; Fungi; Basidiomycota; Agaricomycetes; Cantharellales; Ceratobasidiaceae
Exons: 2
Coding region: 1-327 (108 amino acids)
Source: RefSeq, a predicted model, not a curated record
AUGCCUUGCUCCUCUUGUUGUUCCAUUCCUACCCACUCCCAACCGCCCUCUUGCAGCUCAUCUCCCACUCCGCAAGACUUGCCAGGGAUGGAACCAGAGCUGUCCAUUGCCGCUCUCCUUGAGGCUGUCACAGCCCUCACAGCCACAGUUGGGUCCUUGCAGGACCAAAUCAAAUCACAAGGCCAGCAGCUCAUUGAGCUCAAGGCCAUAUGCAAGGAAACCGCCAACCUCCUUGGCAACAAGGAUCAAGGAGGACAAGCCCAGCCUGGCCCAUUGACUGGGCCUGUCACCCCUCCUACCCACACAGGGUGUUGUACACCACUGUAA